CUUCACUUAUUUGUCCGAUCCGGGAAUCCCUCCACCACCUCCUUCAUCCUCCCCGCUCCCUCCCUCCCUCCUCCUGCGAGCCACCCCGUCCACCGACAGCGGCGCUUCCCGUGACGCCUCGAACGGAAUCAGAUUCGGACACAUGCGCUCUCACAUCAGGUCCCUGCCCCCUGAUACACGGCAGCAGUAACGGGGUUACUUUCCGUAUACCGUCUAGUUCCAGCACUGAUGGGAACCUCGGGGUCUAAGACAUAUCGGUGUGCAUAGCCUUCUUCUCCAGCUGACAAUACCAUGAAGUUAGAAGUCCUUCUUCUCCUCCUCUUGGGUUUUUGCAAGCUGUCCCCCGCGAAGAUUGCCGCUCCAAAUGAGUUUGUGUCCUUGGCGGAGAUGGAGGAUGCUUUAUUGAAGAACCUUUUCCAAGGCUAUCAGCGCUGGGUUAGGCCAAUCCAGCGUGCCAAUGACACUAUUAAAGUACGCUUUGGACUCAAGAUCUCUCAGCUGGUCGAUGUGGAUGAGAAAAAUCAGCUAAUGACAACUAAUGUUUGGCUGUGGCAGGAAUGGAUUGAUUACAAGCUGCGAUGGAAUCCAGAUAAAUACGGAGGAAUCACCUCCAUCAGAGUUCCUUCAGAAAAUAUCUGGCUCCCAGACAUCGUCCUGUAUGAGAAUGCUGAUGGGCGGUUUGAGGGUUCCCUGAUGACCAAAGCUAUUGUGAAGUACAACGGGGCCAUCACCUGGACACCACCUGCCAGUUACAAAUCUGCCUGCACCAUGGAUGUCACUUUUUUCCCUUUUGAUCGCCAGAACUGCUCCAUGAAGUUUGGGUCCUGGACCUAUGAUGGCAGCAUGGUGGACUUGGUUCUCAUGGACAACCAGGUUGAUCGGAAAGACUUCUUUGAUAACGGGGAGUGGGAGAUACUCAGCGCUACUGGUGCCAAAGGAAACAGAAAAGAUGGCUUGUUAUCCUACCCCUUCAUCACAUACUCCUUCAUCCUGAAGAGGCUGCCUUUGUUCUACACGCUGUUCCUAAUCAUCCCUUGUUUGGGUUUGUCAUUUCUGACCGUCCUGGUCUUUUACCUCCCCUCAGAUGAAGGAGAGAAGCUUUCACUCUCUACCUCCGUCCUAGUGUCACUUACUGUGUUCCUGCUGGUCAUUGAAGAGAUUAUUCCCUCCUCCUCCAAGGUCAUACCCCUGAUCGGAGAGUACCUCCUCUUCAUCAUGAUUUUUGUCACCCUCUCCAUCAUCGUCACUGUCUUUGUCAUCAAUGUCCACCACCGCUCCUCAGCCACUUACCACCCAAUGUCGCCAUGGGUUCGAAACCUCUUUCUUCAAAAACUGCCCAGAUUGCUGUGCAUGCGAGGGCACACUGACCGCUACCACUACCCAGAGCUGGCUCCCGAAAGCCCUGAGCUGAAGUCUCGCUCUGGAGGUCGGAGAGGCCAGAAGACAAACAGUGGUUCGCUCGGACCGACUACUUCUGAUGGGAAGGACGAAGAAGCCUGGGGUGCUAUGUUGGAGAAAGCCAUCUAUUCGGUGCGCUACAUCAGCAGACAUAUCCGUAAAGAACACUUCAUCCGUGAGGUGGUACAAGACUGGAAGUUUGUGGCCCAGGUGUUAGACAGAAUCUUCCUUUGGGCUUUCCUCACUGUCUCAGUAUUAGGCACCAUCCUUAUCUUCACUCCAGCUCUGCAGAUGUUCAUGAAAAUCCCCCCUCCAAUUCCAAGUGAGGAACAAGCUUCAGAGCCGUUACACUGACGAGGCAACUGAUCAUCUGCCUUCAAAGAAAACAUUUUUUAAACAUGGUACUACUGAGCAAGAAGAGCCCACUGCAGGCACCUUUUACAGGAUUUUGUUGACUAUCUGACUCUUUCUGUUAAACCACUGUGUAAAAUAUACAUGCGAAUAAGUCAUCAGGUCACUCUGUCUGUUUUGUCAAUAUCAUAACGUUUCAUCUGAUUAUAUUGGCAUUUUAUUCCGGUUUAAGAUAUAUAUGACAACCUGAGUAACCAGUAGUCUCACCUGUGUUGAGUUUCAGUUCGCAAAUUGCCAAAAUAAAAAACAACAACAAAGAAAUGCUUCAUAAACUCUACACCAAAUGGUAUUUAGCUAUCAAUAUACAAGAUUAAGGUAAAACCCCAUAAUUGCCUUAUUUUUUAUGUUUUUAACCAACAUCAUAUUUAAUUUGAUAUUUUUUUCUUGACAUACUUUUUUUUCAAAUUCAAAACAAAUUUCUACUCUGGGAAUUUUAAUUAAAUAAACACCCAUGAGGGCGUUGUCAAAGCUAUUAUUUAACAGUAGGCUACUUUUUUGUAGUAAACUAUAAGAAAAAUCAUUUCUGCAUGUGACAAGGCAUGAAUAAACCUGAAAUAAAAGUAAUAAACAGUAAAAGUUAAUGUUAGCAAUAACUGACUUAUUGCUAACAUUAACUUAAUGAUAGCCCUGAUUUGGCCCUCAGGCUGUAUGUUGAGUAUCACCACACCGAAGCUUAAAAAUUGUGCUGCUCUGUUUCAGUAGCAUUUACUGAUUUGUCACUUGUGUCGUCCUCAUCAGAUAAAUUUUUCUCACAGCAGACAAAGAAUACAUUUAAAGUAACAAAGUGUACUGGAUUAAUGAAAACAACCCAUAAGUUUGUUGUUUUUAUUGUUUCGAUGUACCUAAUCAAACCAAUAAAGC
Molecule: messenger RNA, 2670 nt
Organism: Haplochromis burtoni (Burton's mouthbrooder)
Lineage: Eukaryota; Metazoa; Chordata; Actinopteri; Cichliformes; Cichlidae
Product: neuronal acetylcholine receptor subunit non-alpha-2
Exons: 6
Coding region: 292-1752 (486 amino acids)
Biological process (GO): nervous system process; signal transduction; monoatomic ion transmembrane transport
Cellular component (GO): synapse; neuron projection; postsynaptic membrane
Molecular function (GO): acetylcholine-gated monoatomic cation-selective channel activity; transmembrane signaling receptor activity
Source: RefSeq, a predicted model, not a curated record